This is a messenger RNA of Rhinichthys klamathensis goyatoka, 2666 nucleotides long. RefSeq names its product syntabulin (syntaxin-interacting) (gene sybu). Gene Ontology annotation, cellular component: vesicle; cytoplasmic microtubule. Gene Ontology annotation, biological process: synapse maturation; axonal transport of mitochondrion. NCBI's taxonomy places the organism in Eukaryota, Metazoa, Chordata, Actinopteri, Cypriniformes, Leuciscidae. The coding region runs from base 57 to 2024 and encodes 655 amino acids. The transcript is spliced from 7 exons. The record is from RefSeq and is a predicted model, not a curated record.
UUCUUUCUUUCUUUCUUUUUUACAGUUUUACUUGAAGUAUUCCCUAUUUAAGAAGAAUGGGACCUUUGCAGAUAUAUGAGGUGAAGGGAAAGGGAAGCAUGCGCAGCCGUAUCCCUCGAUUUGUCCUCCACCCCUUGCGUACUAAAGCAAAGGAGUCAUCGGUGUCCAACAUGCCAUUGUCAGAAGAGGAGAGCAAGGAUUUUGACAUUAGCUCCCAGCACUCGAAAAGAACCAUCAGCCCAAACAGCCUGUCCUCUGAUGAUACUGGAUGCCCAAGCAGUCAAUGUGCAUCACCAACCAAGACCCUCUCAGGCUCUGACAACAGUCCAAUGGGUUCGCCCUCUCUGGGAGAGCGCACGGUCAAAGUGAAGAGAGUUCGGAUGAACGUAGUGGCCGAGUGGAGCGAACCCACACAGAAGCACAAGAGAGAGAAGCAACAGCCUGCCUCCAUCAUGCAUAAAGUCAGUGAGACAGAUUUCAGCUCAUCUAGCAGCACUGGAAGCUACAAGACACGUGAAACUCUGCCCAGCAACUCCACAGGGAAGAUCUCAUCUUCUCGCAGUCGUGAGCCUCACAUCAGGAGCCUGCCUGUGUUUAAGCCCGUGGGAAGCCCCACCGCCUCUCGCGACGCAGAGCUUUAUGCCCCAUACAGGAUGCCCCUCAAAGCCCCUUCUGUCACCAACAGCAGUACCAACUCCAGCUCUACCAGAAGAAGAACUACUCCUGUGCGCUACCAUUCCUGCGGAGACAAUCAUGGCAUCAAGCCUCCCAAUCCAGAGCAGUACCUUACCCCUCUACAGCAGAAAGAGGUAUCCAUACGACACCUCAAGACCAAGCUCAGAGACUCACAGAACACAGUUUCUGACCGGGAGACUGAGAUUGAGGAGCUGAAGUCCCAACUGGGGCGUAUGCGGGAGGACUGGAUAGAGGAGGAAUGUCACCGUGUGGAAGCUCAGCUUGCUCUUAAAGAAGCACGCAAAGAGAUCAAGCAGCUGCGCCAAGUGGUGGAAACUAUGAAGAACAGCCUUGUGGAGAAGGACAAGGGCAUCCAGAAGUACUUCAUCGACAUAAACAUCCAAAACAGGAAGCUGGAGUCCUUACUCCACAACAUGGAGUUAGCGCAGAAUGGCUGCUACUUACAGGAUGAGCUGACGUUAGACUUUAUCUGUGAGUCUUCAGAAAUAUCUACCGCUGGCAAGUUGGAGAUGGAUCUACAUGGCGAGGAACAAGCGGUGGAGGAGAUGGCUGAUAGUGAGCUGUUGGCCAAUGACGAGAUGGCCAACAGAGCAGAGAUUCUGGAGCAGGUUCUCAUGUCCACUGCUGUCGAUUCAAGCCAGGACGGUGGCACCAAGAUCAUUUCCCAACCAGGACUGUCCACCUUGGAGACGAGUGUCUCGGAAAAGAGCACCGAGGAGCAUAUCUCAAGCGACCCCUUUGGUCCAGAAGAUAAAGGUGUCCAGACGGAUGAGAUCUACACCGCUGAUCUCCAAGCUCUCCUUUUCCAACUGCUAAAGCUCCAGGGUGGCGGCUUCUCUGGCCUCCUUAUUCCUUCUCCCCACCAAUCCCAGGAAUUACCUUCAGAACAGGUUCCCAAAAAGUUUGAGGACUUGCUUGAAGCACAAAACCCCAUUAAGGAGGAAAAGUCUCCUGAAGCACAAGACAAAGAAGUCAAAGAUGUUGGCCUCAUUUGCACCAACAUUUCCCAAAAUGCUCCUAGUGAUUCCGGUCUGUGUGUUUCUGAGCCCGGAAUGAGUCCCGAGUUCAUGGAGGAGCUGAAUUUCGACCUGAAGAAUUCAAAGAAUACCUCUAGCAUGGCAGUGGUGGGGAAAAGCCACUGGAGCAACAACUUCUUGGUGGAUCUGGUUGCUGUGGCGGCACCCGUGCUGCCUACCGUGGCGUGGCUCUACUCGCAGCACGGUUUGGUCGGAGGGGCUCCAGUGUACAACAUUGUAGCUUUGAUUCGAGGCUGUUGCAUUGUGGGAUUGCACUCACUCCGCCAUGUCUCUCACGGGCCAGACACUUAGUAGCCCUCACCCACAUCUACAACAAGAGCACUUAAACUUUAUCUUCAAGUAAAAAUUGUGUUUUUGCACACGUGAUUAUACGCAUACACUUAUUUUCCGUUUAGUUGUGACAUUCCUACUUUGCACUGUGUAUUUUUGCCAGCUGAGGCACAAAGGUUGAAUUUAUGGGGAUAUAAAGGGACUUGAUUUGUCUUUUCUUUUUGUUAUUUAUUGCCCUUAUGUUUGUGUGUAUACAUAUAUAAAUAUUUUUGCAGAAUCUGAUCAUGUUGGUGGUUAUGUUGCUCAAGUCUUGUUCUUUGCUGACUGCUAUUCCCUGCUUUUUAUAAGAGUCAUUUGCAGUGACAAUAGGGGUUGACUGUCAGUUGACCGUCGUUUUUGUUGUAGUUAAAAUGUCACUUGUGUUCCAAAAGAACUAAAACCUUCUGCCAAAGCUUAAAUGUGUUCAACCUUUUGUGUUAAGUGAAACCGUAUUUCUCUCCAUGGAGUUCGAGCUUUUCACAUGUUGCUCUGUAAACUGACAUUUCCUGAAAGGCAGCAUUUGCCAGCGAACACUUGUUAUGUGCCUGAGCUAUGUGCAAUAUUUUUGUUUAUAUCAGAUGUAUAUCAUUAUAUUUAUUAUUAAAGCAUGGAAAACCCCUUCAA